Messenger RNA from Symbiodinium natans, 3186 nucleotides. The record is from the annotation of a GenBank genome assembly. Lineage: Eukaryota; Dinophyceae; Suessiales; Symbiodiniaceae.
AUGGCCGUGCACCGUAACAGUCGGGCAAGAUCCAGUCGCCGUGCAUCAUCAAGAAGGGCGAGAAGGAGUCGCGCAAGGUCAGAGACAUCUCGGUCGAGAAGCCCGCGGCACCAAGCAUGCACGCCUCCAACCCCGCCUAUGACAACAAGAUGUCCGCCUAGAACCCCAUCUAGAGCCCCUAAAAGAAAAGCAGGCACGGAGAUGAGCCCAGGCGGAGGCCAGAAGGUCCGGAAGACUGUGAGGCAAUCCGAGUCCGAGCUGGAGAAGUCCAGCCGAGGCAUCCUCAUGUACUGGCGGCCUGCAAAUUCUGUCACUGAAGAUCAGUUGGCCAUAGCGUACUUGAACAAGUUGAAGAAAGAACAAGUUUUGAAAGGUCCAAAUCUGACUAAUGGCGUCCUGCGUGUGGGAGAUGAUGUGGAAGUGAAGGACAAUGUCUUGACUCGGCUGGAGAAUUGCCAGGACACAAAGAAGUUACAUGCUGGAGACGAUGUGUGGAUAUAUGACUUGAAAGUCAGCCGAGAAGGAUUCAAAUUCCCUUUGCGUGGAAAGCUCCUCAAUUGUCCGACUGGCACGCCCCUCUCUUCAGAAGUGAAGAAGGCGCAUGGCGGAUCACCUGGCACAGUCGUGGUCAAUGCAACGUUCAGUCCGUUGCCCAAAGUGGUCAAUGCUACGUUCAGUCCGUUGACUAAAGCAGACAAGGUUACAGAAAGCCAUGUGAUGGUCAGCGUACGCGCUGUUCGGAAGGCCGAAGAGCAAGAGACGGCAAGCCCGAAGCUCGAGAAGAGUUCGGAAUACAUGCGAGAGCUGGAGCAGGCUUUCUCAGGCAUGGAAAACCAGACGCAUGAGCUUUUCGGCGACAUAGUGAAUUAUCUGAAACACUUGCCCGCACGGGAUGUUGGCGGCAAAAGCCUGAAGCUGUACGAGCUGCUGUUUUGCUGCAGAAGCAGGCAACUACAAAGUUUGUGCACUGACUUGUUGCAGGCCUCUCAUUUGAAGAGAUCACCGGUCAAGUUCAUUGUGGCACCUACACACAGUGGCAAGACAGCUUGCAUCUUGCCUGCUUUUCUACAGAUGCGACGGGACAGGUCCAUGACCCACUACAUAUAUCUGCCUUUUCACAAUUGCGACCUUCAUCACGAGCCACCCAUCAUUCCAGAGGGGAUGUUCAACAACAUGAGCCCCUCCGAUGUUGAGGAAAUUGGCUUUGCCUACCUGAUUCACUGCUUGCGAUGCACGUUAGCCUCAACAUGUGCACGGACGCAUCUUCGCUUUGAUGCCAGAUCUGCGCGAUGGCGCCAACUGAUCUGUGAUCGCAGCAAUGUGACCUAUGCAGACCAACUCAGAAAGGAUUAUGCGCAAUUGAUCCAGGGUAUAUUGGGGAAUCGUGGGGUUAAGCUUCUGCUUCAUGUCGAUGAGCAUGGCAAAAUGGAGAAGAACCCAGUUUUUCGAAGAGGCGCCCUUGUGAGGGCAGCGAAGAAUGAAAGAGUUGCUGUGAUCGCCACGUUUACUGAAAUGCCGCCUGCGCUUAACGUGAACAGCGAAUCCUCAGAGUGGUGUGGUGUCCCGUGCACACUGCCCCGGCCGGACAUGGAGAUGCUCACAUCAAAGGAGUUUCAAGGCUACCCAAACAGGCAGCACAAUCCCCUGCUGGUGCCACCUGACAUUUUGGAGAGCAAGAACAAUGAAGUCAAGCGCUAUUUGGCAUCACUAAGGAUUUCAUUGGGAAUAGCGCUGGAAGGAGAUGGCUCGCCGCCAAAGGAUGCUUUCUUUCUCGAGCCAUCUUGCAGCUGGCACCUGGGUGUGCCAGCGGAUGGGCAGCUUUUCCACCAAGGCAGCCGCCUUCCGAGCUUCUUGCACCUGCACAACGCCCACUGCCUGGGCCUUCUUCCCAUGCGUUUCGGGCUUGCCCCUCUCUUUUGUGCCCUGCUUGCGCUUCCUGCUUCCUACGGCAUGUCCUCUUCCGAGCAGACAGGGGAUGAUACAGCAUGUGCAUCUUCGUCUUCAUUAAGUGCUCAUGUUCGCAAUUGCUGGCUGUCAAACACCUCGAGUGCUUUCACCAUGCCGUGGGACCGUCGGAUGGAGCCGAUCUGGGAGUCCAAUAAAAGGUUCAAGGUUCAGAUCAAAGGUGCAUUAUUGCCUCCCAUUCCGCUGGAAGCCCCACCUCUUGAGCCAUCUUUGCGCACUCCUGACACACGCCCCGCCCUCGAUGCCUUUUCGGAGGCAGCUUGCAAGAAGUGGGUGGCCAUCAUAGCUGUAUGCCCUUCUGUUUGGCAGAUAGUCCAGUUUGGUUUCGGUGCACCCGCUUUGCGAUAUGCACAAGGCGGCCUUGUUGAGCAUGUGAAAGAUGCCCUCGCCUCAAGGGCCACGAGCACCCUGCACACCCGGGCUGGCCCUAUGCUCAGAUACAUUCAAUUUUCGCUGCAAGAGGGUCUGACGCCCUUCCCUGUCACCGAGCCCUUGAUCUAUAACUACGUUAAGGCCAUGACAUCAGCGGCCCCCACGUAUCCCAAGUCUUUCUUGAUCGCACUAAGCUUUGCAGGCCAUGUCCUGGGACUGAAGGGAGUGUCUGAGGUCUUGACAUCGGGGAGGAUCAGCGGGGCAGCUGACUCCCACUACAUCAACCGUGCUAAGGUGCGCCAGAGGCCACCGCUGACCGUUGUUCAGGUCCUGUUGCUCGAGGAGAUAGUCGCCGACCCUCGUCGGCUCCCCUACGGUCGGUUGCGGUUCAGCGAUGCCCAGAAUGUGACGUGCCUGCAGCUGGAUGAGAUCGCCUGCAACGGCGACCCUCGAGGUUUCCUUGAAUGUUUGGCCGAACGGACUAAGGUCAGCUUGGCUCGCAAGGUCAGGGCACUCCCCAUCGUCAUCCCGCUGCUGUGUCUGGGCGAGGCCCCUUGGAUUCCCGUCUGGCUUGAGGUGCGAAAGAGCGAGGGGCUCUUCUCGGAGGGACACGUGGCUGGUCGACGCAUCCCAUUGGAGUUGGAUCGAUCCUCCAUCUCCUGCCACAGUGACCCUCGAGUGACAUGCUGUGACGCCUAUGCAGAGCUCUGCUCUUGUGGCUAUGGCACCAUGGGCUCAGCUGAGUUGACUCAGAAGCAUACUCAAAUCAGGCAACUCUCGUCCUUCUGCAUUCUGGCUUUCUCCUCCUUCAUCUUAUCUGCUGGCAUCUCUUUAAUCUCCUGGAACUGA